This is a messenger RNA of Lontra canadensis (Northern American river otter), 1876 nucleotides long. It is a transcript of the gene SGO1, whose product is annotated as shugoshin 1. The transcript is spliced from 8 exons. Gene Ontology annotation, biological process: meiotic chromosome segregation. Gene Ontology annotation, cellular component: chromosome, centromeric region; nucleus. The record is from RefSeq and is a predicted model, not a curated record. NCBI's taxonomy places the organism in Eukaryota, Metazoa, Chordata, Mammalia, Carnivora, Mustelidae. The coding region runs from base 133 to 1731 and encodes 532 amino acids.
UGGCGACAGUAGAUAGAACAUAGACCCGGAGGGUCCGAAUCGUGGGACGCACCAGCCCGGACCGCGUCGCGGAAGCUUGGAAUGUAAGGAGGAGGGCGACAGCUGCGGCAGAAGUGGUGGUCAAGGCAGAAGAUGGCCAAGGAAAGGUGCCUUAAAAAGUCCUUUCAAGACAGUCUUGAAGACAUAAAGAAACGGAUGAAAGAGAAAAGGAAUAAAAAUUUGGCAGAGAUUGGCAAACGAAAAUCUUUUAUAACUGCACCAUGCCAAAUCCAAAUAAUCUCCAACACUUCUACGCUGCUAAAAAACUACCAAGAGAACAACAGAAUGUUAGUUUUAGCUUUGGAAAAUGAAAAAUCCAAAGUGAGAGAAGCCCAAGAUAUCAUCCUCCAACUGAGAAAAGAAUGUUACUACCUCACGUGUCAGCUAUAUGCAUUGAAAGAAAAACUGACUCCACAACAAACAGAAGAAACUGCUCAGAACCAGGAAAUAUGUCCUUCUGGAAUGGACUCCAAAAGUGACAACAACUCUGGGGAUUUAUUUGUGAAGGAUAUACCACAAGUUCCUCUUCAGGAAGCUCACCUUCCAGGACAAGGAGAAUCAUUCCAAACAGAAGAGCAAAUACCUAUUUCUCAAGAUAGACUGGGAUUUGAUUGGGAUUCAGAAGAAGAUAAAUCUGCUGAUAAUAUCCUACCUAGAACUGUAUCUGUUCGUCGAAGUUUAAAGAAACAUUUUAACAAUCUGUCUCAUUUCAAUACCUUGGAAGAUUUUGAAAUCAGUCAUUUCUCAGUGCAGCCCUUUGAAUCUGAAAGAAUUAGAUGUGUAGACCCAUUAGUAAACAUGAAUAUACCUGAAAACAUAGAACAAAGUGUUUGUCAAUGGAAUAAGAAUCAAACUAACUUAUCACUAAAGCUGAUUGACCCAGGAAGACCUGCUAAAGCAAAAGAAAACAUUUUAGAAUAUAAAUUUGAACAAACUGAAAGCAAGCAUAGAAGUGCACAAGGAAGAAAAGGAGAAGAGAAAAGAAAAGCUAAUAGAAGGAGAAAAUCAAAAUCUGUAUCGAAGUAUAAAGGGGGCAAAAGUGAAAAUAAAAAAACUGUUUCCAAAAAAAAGUUGGACGAAUCUGUUACUUCCAGUGAUGCUUACAAUUUUAAUUUGGAAGAGGGUAUUCAUAUCACUCCUUUCCGCCAAAAAGCGAGCAAUGAUUCUAACAGAGAAGAAAACAACAAUGAAUUUGAAGUGAGCGUCUGUGAAUCAAGUGAUUCAGGAGAUGAUUCCGAUGACCUUUAUUUGCCCACUUGCAAGUACAGUCAAGAUGUCUCUAGUGAAUCAGAUAGGAGCCCAGUCACCAGGUAUCGACCUAGAAGAGCACUAAAAUAUAGGAAUGAAAAAGAGAUCGUGGAUUCUAAGCUUACGAAAACUCCUAUCAGUGCACUACCUAAAACUCACCGCUCACCUCAUUUUAGCCUGAAUGAUAUCACCAAUGUCCCCUUGCAUCCUGUAGUGAAAAUCAGAAAACUUUCUCUUUCUCCAAAAAAGAAAGCAAGCCCAGGAGUGUCUCUGCCUAAACGCAGGUGUGCAGUCAGUAUGAAUUAUAAAGAGCCCACGCUAGCUUCGAAACUGAGAAGAGGAGACCCUUUUACAGAUUUGUGUUUCUUAAAUUCUCCGAUUUUCAAACAGAAAAAGGAUUCCAGACGCAGUUCUAAAAAAAGAAGUAUGAAGCAAAUACAGUGACGGAUGCUGUUUGUUGGAUGAUGUUUAAAUCCAUCCUAUUACACCUCCUUUUAUCACUCCGAGAGAGAAUCUCUAAGAUAGUACACAAUAGGGUUGAACUGUUGCCAUGGAAUAUUCUUUGAACUCUAGAUCACGAAAAUUCUUC